UUCAUUUAACAGGCCUAGUUGUCAUGGAUGCGGAAGAUCGCCGGAAGAUCCGUUUAAUUGCGCUGUUGACAAACAUUUUUUUUUAAAUUGACGUACCACCGAGCAACUUCUUUAGAAAUGAGUGAGGAAGAGACAAGAAUCGAAACCUAAGCCGCGCCUUGGCUUUGCACUUUGUAACCCUUCCUACCGACAACCGUGUUUACUGAAAGAUGGCGGCACAGACAGACCGCGGUGUCCCGUUGAGUACGCUUUCUCCCAAGUUUCUUCAUUCAAACUCCACCAGCCACACCUGGCCCUUCAGCGCCAUCGCUGAGCUCAUAGACAAUGCCUAUGAUCCAGAUGUCGGUGCCAAACAGUUCUGGAUUGAUAAGAUUGUGGUUCAAGAACAAGAAUGCCUCAGCUUUAUGGAUAAUGGAAACGGUCUGGAUCACGAAACACUGCAUAAGAUGCUCAGCUUUGGGUACAGUGACAAGCCUACUAUAAAGGGUGUGAAGCCGAUUGGUAUGUAUGGCAACGGUUUCAAGUCUGGAUCCAUGCGUCUUGGCAAGGACACCAUCGUGUUUUCGAAGUCGGAGAGGGCUUCGUGCGUUGGGAUGCUCUCUCAAACCUACCUGACAGAGACUGGUGCUGACCAAAUAAGUGUACCUAUUGUGUGCUUUGAACAGAGAGAGAGAAACAAGCUCAGUGUAAGAGAGGAGUACAAAGCCAGCCUGCAGGAUAUCCUGCGCUAUUCCCCUUUCAAGACACAGGAAGACUUGCUUCUUGAGAUCAAUGCCAUCAGUUCCAACUGGUCCACAAAGAAAACCGGCACACGGAUCAUCAUCUGGAAUCUCCGCAGGACACCUACUAGAAUGACGGAGUUUGAUUAUGAGAAGGAUCGUUACGAUAUCCGAAUUCCAUCCGACGUCUACAAGGAAAUGAAGGAAAUGAAUGACUCUCAACAUCCAGACAGGGUCACGUCACACAUCCCUGAGAGUUUUUACUCACUGCGGGCCUAUUGCAGUAUUCUGUACCUGAAGCCAAGGAUGCAAAUCAUCAUUCGUGGUCAAAAGGUGAAAUCUCAGCUCAUUGCUAAGAGUCUUGCCUUCGUCGAAAAGGACCACUACAAGCCCACUUUCCUGAACAAACGUAUUCCUAUUACUUUUGGCUAUAACACCAAAAGUAAAGACCAGUAUGGCAUUAUGAUGUAUCACAAGAACCGGCUCAUCAAAGCCUACGAACGUGUGGGCUGCCAGCUCAAGGCCAACAACAAAGGUGUUGGGGUCAUUGGGGUCAUAGAGUGUUACUUUCUGGAACCUACCCACAACAAACAGAGCUUUGAUGAAACGGAAAAGUACAGGAAAACUAUGACCAAUUUAGGGACCAAACUGGAGGAGUACUGGAAUGAAAUGCGCCACAAGAGAAAAAGAGAGGAUCCAAACGCCACCACACUGAUGGAAGAUACCAUGAAGCGCCCGGAUCAGAACUGGGUGCAGUGUGAUGAGUGUUUGCGCUGGCGCAAACUCCCGGAUGGGAUCGACCGCAACAAGCUGCCAGAGCAAUGGUACUGCCGUAUGAACCCUGACCCUCAGUUCAGGAGCUGCCAGGUGGAGGAGGAGCCUGAGGACUCUGAUGAUGAGCAGCCUUCAUACCGCAAGACCUAUAAACAACAAGAGAAGGAAGACCGGAGGAUUGAAGAGCAGAAAAUGCAAAAGUUGGAGGAGACUAGAAAGCGCCAGGAAGAACAACGUCUGGCUAAUUUCGUCAAGCAAAAACAGGUCCGUGGACGUCUGCAGGCUGCCCAUUCCCCCUCCACCCCCAUUACCCCAAGGAAUAGGUUUAACACUGUAACACCACAAGGGGGUGCUGCGAGGGCUGAAUCCUCUCCAUUUAGGUCCCCUUCCCUGUUACAAGCUGCUUGCAGCCCCUCCAGUAGCAGUGGUCUUCCAGUUAUUUCUAGUGUACGCUCACUGUCAACAGCCCUCAGGGGGAAAAGAACACAGCCUGCUAGUCCACAAACAACGCCCAAAAGACCUAAAAUCAAUGGCAACGUGGAUACAUCCACAUUAGUGGAAGUGAGCCCACAAAGCUCCCCAUCACUGCUCAUUGAUAAUAAUGAUGAUGAUGACGAUGAUGAUGAUGAUGAUGAUGAUGAUACUGAUGAUGACAUUUUCAUCGUGGAAAUCACCAGUACCCCCAAGCCAAAAAAUCCAGGCUUUGAUUUGACUCGAGUGAAGAUGGAGCAAGAGCAAAGUGAUGCUGAUGUCAGCAUGCUUUUGGAGGGCAGCGAUGAUGCGGCUGUGGGUGACGCCCCGGAGACGAAUGUUGCAGGAACAGGCCCUUCAGGGUCCGCAGCUGUGGGAACCAGUCCCUUCCCGGCACCCCCUGCAGAGGUGGCCAGCAGCACCACCCAGACAGAAGGACCCAAAGUGAAGAGGGAAGAGCAGGACCAAAUUCAAACUGAAGGGGAGGAGAGAGCCGGGCAGAGUACAUCCACUAAGAGUGGUAGAGAACAGAGUUCACAUGUGGACAUCGGUGUCUGCACUGUUGAGCAAAGCUUAAUGAAGCAUGAGAACAGUGGAGACACUCGCAGUGCCGAGCAAGGAAACCAGACCUUGCAGAACGGAGAGACACAUCACCUGGAUAGCGACAACGUUGCGGGACCUCGCUGUGCGAAUGCCUGUGGUGAGAAAGACUCUCCACUUCUGUACCCCAGUGUCACUGAGGUACAGGACCAGCAGGACCAGCUCCUAGAGCUGAUGCAGGCUACAGCUGUGGAGAGAGACUCUUUUCAAGAGCAGGUCCAUAAACUUACCUGCCAACUGCAAGACAUGCAGGGCCGACUGCAGGAGCUGUCUCAGAUCAAUGUGAAGAAGGAGUGUUCUCACCAGGCCAUCCAGACGGAGGAAACUGAAGGGGGUAAGGACUACAAAGCUCUGUUUGAGAGGGCCAAACAGAAAGUCGAUGAACUGAUUCGGGACAAAGAGCUUUCACUGACCAAGCCUAGUGCUGCCCAAUGUGAAGAAAGGGACAUUGAUGAAAUUGCACUGCAAGUUGACAGUCUGAUGCGAGACCUGGAUGAAAGAAAAAAGGAGAGGGAUGAACUGCGCACACAGUUGGACCGUCUGGAGGACGAAAGGGCAAACCUGGUGUCCGAGUAUGAAGAGUUCAGGUUGGGCCAGCAGCAGGAGAGGGAAAAUGCUCAAGGGGGAAUUAAAGCUCCACACAGAACCACUGAUUCUCUGGUACAAACGGAACCAGAGGAAGCAGGAGCAACAGCGAAGUCCGGCACGAAUUCAAGCUCAGAUACAUCAAGAAGUUUGAUCGAGCUGAGGCACAACAUCGGGCGUCUUCUCGUCUCGGCCUUCGUGCCGGCUCUGGACUUGGGACAAGUGAAUUAUGAGUGCAAUGUAAUUGAUGAGAUCCUCGAACAGGUUCUUUCUGAUGAGGAGGCCGUUGCACGGGUGGGGCAGAGCUACAGCGCAAUAAAUGAUUCAGCAACUCCUCGGAUCCUGGAAUGAAGGACCAUAUUCUACCUGUAAAUAUGAACUACAGAAUUUUAUAAUCGUGGGCGAUGAACUUGGAUUUAGUUGAAGGUGUUUUCUUAUGAAUAUAUAGUAAAUUCAACAUUAUGAGCCGCUUUGCAUUCUUUCUUUGUCUCAACAGAUGAAAACUGCUAUAAAAUAAUCAUAAUAAUAAUUGUCAAUACAACCACAGUGUACAUUCAUAAAUGUUAUAUAUUCACUUUGCUGAUCAGAUUUUGUUUCACAAUGAAAGCUAACUGUUUUCUCUUUGAUUUGAAUUGGAGCAGAUUUAAUAUGUUUUCUGUACAAUAUAUUUUUGUAUUUCCUGUCUUUGCUCUGUGAUGAAAUGCUCAAUGGCACAUUAUCCUUAGUAUCCUGGUGAACCCUUCUGGUAGGACAAACAUAGAAGAGGCUGUCUUCCAGACUUCCAGUACAUUUCUUAAUGAGAUAAACUGAAAGAGUUAUCAGGAACCUCCCUCCAAGUCUUUCAACAGGCUUGUUUGAGCGAUGUGUAAUAGGCAACCAGAUCAUAGGUGGAAGAAGGAAUCGGGUCUUUUACUUAAGUAUAAUAUUAACACUACAGUGUAAAAAUACUCUCACAAGUAAAAGUCCAACAUCCAAAAUAUUACUUAAGUAAAACUACAAAAGUUUUAGCAUGAAACAAUAUUUAAAUCCCAGAACGGAAAUGUUCAAUUGAUGUAUCACUAAGGAGCUCAUCUCAACUACUUGAUCUACUUCUGGGUGUCUUAAUCUAGAAUAAUACAUCAUAAUGUAUCAGUUGAUUGAUAAUUAAUAAUAAUAACUGGAAAGUAAAUAGCAACAAAUGUGAAAUAAAUCUAGUGGAGUAAAAAGAACAAUACUACCUUCCAAGAUGUAGUCUAGUGGAGUCGAAGUAAAGUAGCAUAAAAUGGAAAUACUCGACUGCUAAAGUUUCAAGUACAGUACUUGAGUAAAUGUACUUAGUUUCCUUACAUCACUGACCGUGAUAGAGGACUCAAUCAGCAUUUUGUACUUGCAGGCUAGUGCUCCUUCCCCUGAGAGGGGAUUCCUCUUCAUACAGCAACUAUAGGUGUCAGGUUUCGACAGGUUUGUAAAUCACAAUGUGUGACGAGAUUUUUGGAGCUUUAUUUAUUCAGGAAGGCUCAUCUCUUUAUUUUGCGAGUGAGAGCAAAUUAAAUGUAUUCAAGAUUACAAGUUGAAAAGACACACAAAGCAACCAUCAAACACAGACGCACUAAAACAUUUAUGCUGAUUUUAGAUGUCAUUAAGGUUCAUUGUACGUUUUCAUGUAACUCACUGGUGAGUGUGACCUUUGUCUUGGGUAAUAAAUCACAUGACACUCAUA
Messenger RNA from Anarrhichthys ocellatus (wolf-eel), 4848 nucleotides. It is a transcript of the gene morc3a, whose product is annotated as MORC family CW-type zinc finger 3a. Lineage: Eukaryota; Metazoa; Chordata; Actinopteri; Perciformes; Anarhichadidae. Gene Ontology annotation, cellular component: nucleus; PML body. The record is from RefSeq and is a predicted model, not a curated record. The coding region runs from base 210 to 3500 and encodes 1096 amino acids. Gene Ontology annotation, molecular function: zinc ion binding; ATP hydrolysis activity. The transcript has 19 exons.